GUUUGUGUGUGUGUGUCUUGUCCACAAACCAGCUGUCUAGCUGAAAGAGGCAGCAGCUGUUUGUCAUCGGCGUCUUCUCCAACAAGGUCAAGAAACAAGAUCUGGGCUCUAGUCUGUAAAGGUAAAUAAUCUUCUGUCGAGCUUCAGGUGCCAGCCAGGAUGAUUCUUGCAACAUUAAAAGGCAUUGGGAAGCAGCUCCUGCGGGUGAAGGUUGUGGACUGUAACACAGAGGACUCCCGCUUGUCUCGAUGCCUCAACACGUUUGACCUGGUGGCCCUGGGCGUCGGCAGUACGCUGGGUGCUGGAGUCUACGUGCUUGCUGGCGCUGUGGCCCGGGACAGCGCUGGACCCGCCAUCGUCCUCUCCUUCCUCAUCGCUGCCCUCGCCUCCGUCCUGGCUGGUCUGUGCUAUGCCGAGUUCGGAGCCCGUGUCCCCAAAACUGGCUCAGCUUACCUCUAUAGCUAUGUGACCGUUGGAGAACUGUGGGCCUUUAUCACAGGCUGGAACCUCAUCCUCUCUUAUGUCAUUGGAACUUCAAGUGUGGCCAGAGCAUGGAGCGCAACCUUUGAUGAGCUGAUUGGGAGACACAUUGAGAUAUUCUGCAGACGCUACAUGACCAUGAAUGCCCCAGGCAUCCUGGCUGAGUAUCCAGACAUAUUUGCUGUCUUCAUCAUAAUCACCCUGACAGGGCUGCUUGCAUUUGGAGUAAAGGAGUCAGCCUUGGUAAAUAAAGUGUUCACCUGCAUCAAUGUACUGGUGCUGCUGUUUAUGAUCAUAUCUGGCCUGGUCAAAGGAACCCUAAAAAACUGGAACUUGAACCCUGAAGAAAUCCUCAAUAGCACCAGCAACUCUAGCCUCAAUGUGUCUGAUUCCUUACCGACAGAAGAAAGUCUUGGUGUCGGCGGCUUUAUGCCUUUUGGCAUGACUGGAGUUCUCUCAGGUGCCGCCACCUGUUUUUACGCCUUCGUAGGGUUUGACUGCAUUGCCACUACAGGAGAAGAAGUGAAGAAUCCUCAGAGGGCCAUUCCUAUCGGGAUCGUGGCCUCGCUCCUUAUUUGUUUUGUGGCAUACUUCGGUGUGUCCGCAGCCCUCACUAUGAUGAUGCCUUACUAUCUGUUGGACAAGAACAGCCCACUGCCAGUGGCCUUUAAGUAUGUGGGCUGGGAGGGAGCCACUUAUGCAGUGGCCAUUGGCUCUUUAUGUGCCCUGUCGACCAGCUUACUAGGCUCCAUGUUCCCAAUGCCCAGAGUGAUCUGGGCCAUGGCAGAAGAUGGCCUGCUCUUCAAAUGUUUGGCCAAAAUCAGCCCACGAACCAAAACCCCUCUAACAGCUACCGUAACAUCUGGUGUUGUGGCAGCUGUAAUGGCUUUCCUGUUUGACUUGAAAGACCUGGUUGACCUCAUGUCCAUUGGCACUUUGCUGGCCUACACUCUGGUGGCUGCCUGUGUGCUGGUCCUCAGGUACCAGCCUGCACAGCCCAGUGCGGCCUAUGAGAUGGCAAACACUAAUGAUGAACCGGAAAUGGCUGAGGCGGAUAAUGAAGGGAACAUUGACAUACUACCACACCAGGAGGAUCGCUGCACCAUCAAGAACCUUCUUUUCCCUGCAAACGCAGAUCCAUCACCUCUGUCUGGGUUUGUCGUCAACAUUUGCACCAGCGUCCUCGGUGUUUUGGUGUGUGUCUUCAGUGUUGUAGCUGUUCAAGGAGGGCUGGCAUCCUGGUCAGUGCCUGUCCUCUGUGUUAUCAUGGUGGUCUGUCUGAUUUUCACCUUCAUUGUGUGGAGACAACCGCAGAGCAAGGCCAAGCUUGCCUUCAAGGUCCCCUUGCUGCCCUUUGUCCCAGUCAUCAGUAUGUUCAUCAACGUCUAUCUGAUGAUGCAGCUCGACAGAGGAACCUGGAUGCGCUUUGCCAUCUGGAUGGUUUUAGGUUUCUUUAUCUACUUUGGCUAUGGUAUUCGCAACAGUGCAGAGGCAGUGUUGACCACAUCCAGUGCCUACACACCAGCCUGCACAAUAACCGGAGAGCCCAUGGCCCCAGAGAAGGAAGCCUUCCUACACAACACACAAGACGCAGGCGGAGACGACGAUGAAGAUUGCUGA
This is a messenger RNA of Plectropomus leopardus (leopard coralgrouper), 2100 nucleotides long. RefSeq names its product high affinity cationic amino acid transporter 1-like. The record is from RefSeq and is a predicted model, not a curated record. NCBI's taxonomy places the organism in Eukaryota, Metazoa, Chordata, Actinopteri, Perciformes, Serranidae. Gene Ontology annotation, biological process: L-ornithine transmembrane transport; L-arginine import across plasma membrane. Gene Ontology annotation, molecular function: L-arginine transmembrane transporter activity; L-lysine transmembrane transporter activity; L-ornithine transmembrane transporter activity. Gene Ontology annotation, cellular component: plasma membrane.